AUGCAAAAUACACAUUUUAGUGAUGGCUUACCUGGCCCCUCUACUAGCACUCAUUCUGGAAAUAUUGAUUCAAAUAUUCAAAAGGUCUCAAAGGUCGGUAUGCUAUUAAAUAAUCAUGAAAUUUUAUUGUCAACAGUUUUAGUAAAAGUUAAAGAUAUUUCAGGAGAUUGGCAAAUAGCUCGCGGUAUCCUCGAUUCGGGUGCGCAAAGCUCUUUUAUAACAAGAUCGUUUGCCAAUAAAUUAGGACUCCGUAAAUAUCAUACAAAUAUGAGCUUACAUGGUCUUGAUUCUAUGAAUGCCAUUGCGCAUGCGGGAAUAAACUGUACGAUUUCCUCACUUCAUGAUGUCGAAUUUACUUUAGAUACUACCUUCAUUAUUUUGGAUAAAAUUUGCGAAAAUGUGCCAGCGGUUUCAUACGAUGAAAGCUGCUUUAAUUUUAUACCUAACUUAUCCCUUGCAGAUCCUCAAUUUAAUCAGUCUCACAAAGUUGAUAUGUUAUUUGGGAAUGAUAUAUACCCUUAUGUGAUGAGAGAGGGUAGAAUUUAUUUCGGUCCUGAGCAGCCCGUGUGUCUUAACACAUGUUUUGGUUGGACAAUAAUGGGCAGAUUGGCUACGAAACCCCCGUAUAAUAAAAUUGUCAAUACCUUUUUUACAUUAACCGAGAGUAACCAUCUGGAUUCUAUUUUACAAAAAUUCUGGGAAAUUGAGGAGAUGCCUUCUUCAAACCACAUUUCUCCUGAAGAAAAGUACUGUCGCGAUCAUUAUGCUUUUACAGUAUUCCGCGAAGAAAAUAGCCGUUUUGUUGUCUCAAUGCCGUUUAAAGUACUUGAACCUGAUUUUGGUGAUUCUCGUAGUUUGGCACUAGGACGUUUUCUAUCACUUGAAAGACGUUUGUUGCUAAAUAAAUCUAAUUAUUUAACAUAUUCUGAGGUUAUGCAGGAUUACCUGGAUCAAGGACACAUGACUCAAGUUUCAUUUCCCGGUGAUCUUCACUAUGAUUAUUUUUACAUUCCACAUCAUGCGAUUUUCAAAAAGGAUUCCAGUACUACACCUUUACGGGUAGUCUACGAUGCAAGUAGUCAUGCGGCUGGAAAACUAUCACUUAAUAAUGCUGUUUUUACAGGUCCUAAGUUACAACAAGAUUUGGGAGCCAUACUUUUAUCAUUUCGCUUGCAUAAGAUUGUCUUUACCUGUGACAUUAAACAAAUGUAUCGAAUGAUUAAAAUACAUCCCGAUCAACGGCGCUAUCAACGUAUUUUAUGGCGAUUUUCUCCUUCAGAUCCCAUAAGGGAAUAUGAAAUUAAUGUUGUGCUUUUUGGAGUUGCUUGUUCUCCUUACUUGGCAAUUCAAACUCUUCUACACUUGGCUGAUGAAUAUUCAGAUCUUCCCCUUGCUUCUGAAGCAAUUAGGAAGUCUACUUUUGUUGACGACGUCACCUCAGGUAGUAUGGAUCUAAACGGGGCAAUUUUAUUAGGAAAUAAAUUAAUCGAGUUAUUGGCUAGGGGUGGUUUUGAGGUCCGAAAAUGGACAAGCAAUGAACCUAAAUUACUUGCCAAAUUGCCAGAAAGUCAUAUACAGACAAAUGCCUUGUCUUUUGACCAAGAAUCAGAAAAUGUUCAAAAAAUUCUAGGUCUAAAAUGGAGCUCAGUAAAGGACUAUUUCUUUUUUUCUUUUGAUAAUUCUAAAAUGGAUUGUUAUACAAAAAGAACCAUUCUCUCCGAUCUUGCGAGAAUGUUCGAUCCUCUUGGGUUUUUAACCCCGAUUACUUUUUUUGCUAAACUUGUUAUCCAACAUCUUUGGUCACUAGGAUUACAGUGGGAUGAAGCUUUACCCCUGAAUGUCUGGGAUAAGUGUACAAAAUUUAAAGACGAGUUGUCGUUACUCCAAGAUUUUCAUAUGCCAAGAGAAAUCGAUAUUUCUUCUGUACAAGCCGGGCAGCUUGUAGGAUUCUGUGAUGCAAGUGCUAACAAGUAUUUACGACAAAUCUUUGCAGAAUGCGUUGCUCAAGAGACUUUAUCAUUUCGUUUUAAUCCACCUGCUAGUCCUCAUAUGGGAGGAAUCUGGGAGUCAAACAUUAAAUGUGUAAAAACUCAUCUUUUAAGGGUAGUAGGAAUACGGAUCCUUACCUACGAAGAACUGUCUACCGUCCUAACAUAG
Messenger RNA from Anthonomus grandis grandis, 2157 nucleotides. RefSeq lists its product as uncharacterized. NCBI's taxonomy places the organism in Eukaryota, Metazoa, Arthropoda, Insecta, Coleoptera, Curculionidae. The record is from RefSeq and is a predicted model, not a curated record. The transcript is spliced from 2 exons. The coding region runs from base 1 to 2157 and encodes 718 amino acids.